Molecule: messenger RNA, 3926 nt
Organism: Folsomia candida
Lineage: Eukaryota; Metazoa; Arthropoda; Collembola; Entomobryomorpha; Isotomidae
Gene: Src42A
Product: tyrosine-protein kinase Src42A
Exons: 16
Coding region: 1642-3294 (550 amino acids)
Biological process (GO): innate immune response; cell surface receptor protein tyrosine kinase signaling pathway; protein phosphorylation
Cellular component (GO): extrinsic component of cytoplasmic side of plasma membrane
Molecular function (GO): ATP binding; non-membrane spanning protein tyrosine kinase activity; signaling receptor binding
Source: RefSeq, a predicted model, not a curated record
CAAUCCAAUCCAACAGAAUACUGAGAGAUAGCCCCGCAUUGCAUUGUCUUCUCGUAUACCACUAUCAACCACAUACUAUAAUAUUGUAUAUAUUAUUGUUACACAAAGCUCAGCAGCAGAACUUACUUUUAUAUUUUACUUUUAAAUUUAACUCCUUAACAGGCUGCCUUUUUGAAUGCAAUAAGACUGAGCUGCAUUGCACCUCAAGUAUUAUUGUUUUUGGUAACUUGUACUCGGCCCACCUUGCAAAUGAAGGACUGAUAAUACUACAACUUAAACUUUGUGCAGGCCUUAUUAAUGAAUUACACAUAAUUAAAUUAAGUGUAUGUGUGUGUAUAAAUGUUUUGCAUCAAAUAGUUUCUUUAUAGUGUAACAGCUUUCAUUACACAAAACUCUCGACUUCUGCUGCGCAUUGUUGUGUGUGGUACAAUAAUAGUAAUAACAAUUUCUUAAAAUAUGUGACCCAAGUGAAAUUUAAACUUUAAUAAAGGUUGCGGCAGCUAAAAAUAUUUAUUAGACGCAGCAAAUACAUUGCCAACAAGCUACUCGUUACUUAAUGGUGGUUAAUUAAUUAAUGGUGGAAGUUGAUUGUCAGUUAAAAUACCAAAACUAAGCAGAAUAUUAUUGCAAUUUAAGGGAAAAUCUCGGUGAAGUGCAAUGCUGAGCUAGAUGGCUAAAGAAAAGAUCGAUUUUGAGAUUGACUCACCGUUUCAUACCGGCCUCAACCUGACUGAGGUGUGGCUGAAUAUAAAUUUCCAACCCAAUCAGUUUCUACACAAUUAACAAGAAAUUAGGAUGUGGCUAUGCGGAGGUGCAAAUGUGGAGGCCAGUAAUCGGUAAAGAGAUGAGACCGGAUCGCCGAAACCCCAACAGUCCUACUACAGAGCAACAGGAUCCAUAACAGACAACCACAUAUAUGUGACAUCUCCUCAGAAGAACCAGAUCAUCGUCGCCUAAUGCUGCCUCAAAACUCAUCAAUAACUCGACAAUUAGUAAACCCUAGCAAUUCUUGGACUUAUCAACUUAAUAUAUGAUAUCCUUCGUAACGCCAAACCUUUUUCAUCUCUAACCCAGCAACCUUUUUGUCGUUCUACUCUCUGGUCAGUAUCAAAGAUUAAAAUCGCGGCAACAAGUUAAUGCGGAUUUAUUACAAUUAGACAAGUUUUUCACAACUUGCAGAAACAAGCUUUUGACGGGAUAAUCUGUAUACUACAAGAUACAUACAUUAUCUCUUCCUUUCCUCGUGUUUGGCUCAAUUCGUCAGAGAACAAGUUUUACGUAUUAGUAUUACCACUUGGAGUUAUGUGAUUUGAUGGAUUGUUCAGAAUUUUCGCAAAUCCAAAUCUUAAAAAUAUAAUCAAUCUUGACUGAGUGACAAGGGAAAUAUUUAAGAGAUCAAAAAAUGAAAUGAACUAAAUCCGCCAGUUUAGUGCGGAAAGAUUGAGUGCGUGUGUAGGUAGAGUGACCAGUUAUCUGUGUUGAUGUGCCAAUUUUACAUCCACGGGGACGCUGCACUAGUGAACAAAAGGUUAUAAUAAUAAUUAAAGUGUGUGUGUGGGAGUUUCCCGUUACAAGUGCCACCCAUUCUUCCUUCCAAGAAAGGACGUAGGCUCGCUUGCGAAUCUUUCUUAUAGAAAUAAGAUGGGGAAUUGUUUGAGCACGGGACCCAGCCGAACCUCGGGGGAGCUGCUUAGUGGGAGGGCGAAUGGGCAGUUGGACACUUCGGGAAAUAAUGCGGUGGGGGGUGGGGUCAAUUCCGUAGGAAUCAUGUCCGGGAUUACGGAUGGGACCACCGUGGGGGCAGAUGGACACAAUCACACCCCAAAUUCUCAUCUUCAUAAUGUUCAUCACAUCAGCAGAAAUCCAAACUCACUUCCUCCCGUUCCAGACAAUGAUAACAAUUCACAAAUUCCUACAAAUAAUGCAAGCAACCCUGCAAAUGCAAGAUUUUUCGUCGCCUUGUAUGACUACGACGCGAGGACGGACGAGGACCUCAGUUUCCGAAAGGGGGAGCAUUUGGAGAUCCUCAACGACACUCAGGGCGACUGGUGGUUUGCUCGCUCAAAGAGCACUCGUCAAGAGGGCUACAUUCCAUCAAAUUACGUUGCCAAACUCAAAUCCAUUGAAGCCGAGCCUUGGUACUUUGGGAAAAUCAAGAGGAUCGAGGCAGAGAAGAAAUUAUUGCUUCCGGAGAAUGAACACGGGGCGUUUCUUAUUCGAGACUCUGAGUCGCGAAGAAACGACUACUCCCUCUCCGUCCGCGACGGAGAUACGGUCAAACAUUACAGAAUUCGCCAAUUGGACGAUGGUGGAUUUUUUAUUGCCAGAAGGACGACUUUCCGCACACUCCAAGAGCUUGUUGAUCAUUACUCCAAGGACGCUGAUGGAUUAUGCGUCAAUCUUCGCAAACCGUGCAUUCAAGUGGAAAAGCCGGUCACUGGAGGACUGUCACACAAUACCAGAGAUCAGUGGGAAAUUGACAGGUCUUCGCUAAAAUUCAUCCGAAAGUUGGGCCAUGGUCAAUUUGGAGAGGUUUGGGAAGGUUUGUGGAAUAAUACAACGCCUGUUGCUGUCAAGACUCUCAAACCAGGUACAAUGGACCCCAAAGACUUCCUCGCAGAGGCUCAAAUUAUGAAGAAACUGCGCCACCCCAAGUUGAUCCAGUUGUAUGCUGUGUGUACUCUGGAGGAACCAAUCUAUAUUAUUACAGAACUCAUGAAAAACGGUUCCUUGCUCGAAUACUUGAGCGGAAAAGGACGUGGUCUCAAGUUACCUCAACUCAUCGAUAUGGCAGCUCAAAUUGCAGGGGGCAUGGCGUAUCUGGAGUCACAAAAUUACAUACACAGAGACUUAGCAGCAAGAAAUGUCUUGGUUGGGGAUUCGAACACUGUAAAAAUUGCUGACUUUGGGCUCGCUCGCUUAAUUAAAGAGGACGAAUAUGAAGCAAGACUUGGAACUAGAUUCCCAAUUAAGUGGACGGCGCCAGAAGCAGCAAACUAUUCGAAAUUUUCAAUAAAGUCCGACGUCUGGAGUUUCGGAAUUCUACUAACUGAAUUGGUGACAUAUGGAAGAAUACCUUAUCCUGGAAUGACAAAUGCAGAAGUACUGCAUCAAGUGGAACAUGGCUAUCGAAUGCCAUGUCCACCGAAUUGCCCAGACCGCCUAUAUGAAAUCAUGUUGGAAUGUUGGCACGCAGACAGUAUGAAGAGACCAACGUUCGAGACGCUGCAAUGGAAGCUUGAAGACUUUUUCACACUCGAUGGGUCAGAGUAUAAAGAAGCAUCGGGAUAUUAGUUUGUACAUAUAUAAUAGAGUUAAUUGUUUCCAGCCAAUGCGAGUAAUUAGUGAUUGAGUAAGAUAUAGUAUGUAUGUAUGUAUGAUUGAUUUGCUACCUUUAUGACGUGUAUAAUUGCAUUUUGUAUCAUAUAUUGCGGGUUUCAGUCUGACAUUUAAGAAAUGUGAAUAUUAGUAUCAGUCCAAUCUUUUUGAUACACUCACUUCCUAAAGACGUAUAAUAUUAAUUAGGUAAAUCCUGCUAAAACUAUUAAUAAGAUUGAUUUGUUCGUGAAUGAGUUGCUUUCGUACUCAUUCCGAUACUACUAUAUGCAUAUAUGCAUACUUAUUGAAUUCAUAAUAGUAGAUACAUUGACAGUUGACAACUAAAAGAUUCAAGUAGCUAUAAAUGUUAAUCACAACUUAUUUAUACCUACAUUGUUAGUGUUGUUACACAAACCACCAAGCAACUACGUUUUUUUGUCCAAGGUAGUUAAAGACAAGAACUCGAGAAUUCUCAAGUUAUCUGAUGAUGAGUAAAGAUUUAGUCUGAUGGUUAAGCGUGUAGCACAAAUUUGCUUAAUUGUUUGAUGCUUAUCGUCUCCGUGAAUUUAUAAUGACCAUAAAUUUCUGUUACACACACUUUAUAUGAA